UAGCGUGAACUCUCAUGAGAUCAGCAGUCGUGGCGUGCAUCUGCUCUGAGCUCCGAUCUGCUCGGAGCUGUUGACGUUCGGAAGACUUUGCUCCGGUGGCGCACACUGUUGCUGUCGCCACACGUUCACGACGUUAUCUUUCGAUUGCGUCAAAAGCGUUGAGUCAUUCCGUUCAAUAAAAAUUACGAGUAACAACCUACUAAAAUCCAGAAAAAUAUGCCUCUCUCUGUGGCUACUAUACCACACGCCAUAAAUCAUGUAUUUCAAAACAAAGAACCAUGGCAGGUAGCAGCUAUGACGAGUACAGCCACACUUGCUACUGUGUGGUUAUGGAACUUUAUAUAUCAGGAUGAGAGUAUUUUAGAACGUGGCAAGAAACAGCUAUUUAGAUUAGCUCGUUAUAUUCCUUCUGUACGUAACAAGAUAAAUGAAGAGUUACUUAAUGUCAAUGAAUCCUUUGAGAAGGAGGUUCUACGCAGACUCAAGGAUGCUUCGUUCGUCGUAAGGCUUCCUAAAGAUGGAUUAAAAAAUGACAAAAUAUUAAAUUUAGUAAAUGAAUAUGUUCAUUUAGGUGAUUAUAAAUGGGAAGAAGGUCGUGUAUCAGGCGCAAUAUACAGAACUAACAACGAACUCGCACAACUGAUUGGAAAUGUUUACGCGGUUGCAUCGUACACCAAUCCAUUACACCCCGACAUUUUUCCCGGGAUUUGCAAAAUGGAAGCAGAAGUAGUUAGAAUAGCCUGCCACUUGUUCAACGGGGACAAAGCGUCUUGUGGAACUAUGACUUCGGGUGGCACGGAAUCAAUUUUAUUAGCGUGUAAGGCCUACAGAGAUUAUGCUCGUGAUGUUAAAGGUAUAAAGAAGCCAGAGAUGGUGGUACCAGUCACUGCUCAUGCAGCGUUCGAUAAAGCUGCUCAAUACUUGAACAUAAAGAUAUAUUUCGUACCUGUCAAUCCACACAGCUACACAGUUUGCAUUCGAACUAUGAAAAAGUUCAUCACGAAAAAUACAAUAAUGUUAGUAGGAUCUACGCCGAAUUUCCCUUAUGGAACUAUGGAUAAUAUUGAAGCCAUAUCUGAACUAGGUGUAAAAUACAAUAUACCCGUUCACGUGGAUGCUUGUCUAGGUGGUUUUCUUGCCUGUUUUAUGUCUGAAGCUGGCUAUCCGUUACCACCCUUUGACUUCAGUCUCCCUGGUGUGACCAGCAUAUCUGCCGACACUCACAAGUAUGGAUAUGCUCCAAAAGGAUCGUCGCUAAUUCUUUAUCGAAAUAAACAAUACCGAUACUAUCAGUACACGAUAACAACUGAUUGGCCCGGUGGUAUAUAUGGUUCUCCUACGAUAAAUGGUUCUCGAGCCGGCGGUAUUAUAGCCGCUUGCUGGACCACCUUAAUGCAUUAUGGAUACGAUGAAUACGUGAAGUCAACUAAAAAAAUCAUUGAAACUACGAGAUAUAUUGAACGAAGGUUGAGAACUACAGAAGGAAUUUUUGUGUUUGGCACACCAGCCACAUCUGUUAUUGCAAUCGGUUCCAAUGAUUUCCACAUCUAUAGACUGUCGGAGGCGCUUAGCGAUAAAGGCUGGAAUUUAAAUACGCUGCAAUUCCCUUGCGGCAUACACUUGUGCGUUACACACGUGCAUACUGAACCAGGUAUUGCCGAUCAAUUUUUAGAUGAUCUUCAUGCGGAACUGAAAAUUAUUAUGGAAACUCGAAAUACUCCAGUGAAAGGAAAGCUUGCAAUGUACGGAAUGAGUCAAAGUAUCCCGGACCGAAGUGUAGUCGGUGAUUUUACAAAAUGCUUUUUAGAUUCCAUGUAUUAUACCUCAGAAAAUGAAACACAAGAAUGAUUCCAUAUUUACUCAAGAAAACAAUAAUUUUGUAUUACUACAAUGAAGAUAUAAAAGGCAUAUAUAUUUUCUAUGCGACUGAAUAUGAAAGGUUGAAAGAAAUAUUUAAUAAUUAAUUUUUUUAAUCCAAGUAUUUGUAUGAGACAUGAAUUUGUAAACAGAUAUCUUUAUUAAUUUACUAUAAAUGCUCUUUUUUAUAUUGUAAAAUAUUAAAAAUUAUUAGUAAUUCAUGCAAGUAUAGAAAUAUUAGUAUCUUUAAAAAAAGAACAUUUUUGUUUUGUAAAUAAAUUUAAAGACUCUAAUUUAUAUAAAAAGUAUGUGUGAUUGAUUGCUUUACAAGAAUUACAAGAUGUCACAAAAAAAGAAUAGACUGACGGUAGAAAUUUUUGUAAGCAUGUCAUUUAUAAAAUUAUACGUUUUAUAUAUAUGUAUACAUAUUUUAACUGAUUAUGCAUUGAAUACAAACAGAUAAUUUUCAAUUUAUUAUUUCAAUAAUAUUAUAUUAAAAUGAUAUAUAUCGAUUAUAAAGAAGGCAACACAAAUAUUUUUAUUCUGAAAAAAUAAAAUAUUUUUCUAAAUUA
Monomorium pharaonis (pharaoh ant) is the source of this 2429-nucleotide messenger RNA. RefSeq names its product sphingosine-1-phosphate lyase (gene Sply). Gene Ontology annotation, biological process: carboxylic acid metabolic process; sphingolipid catabolic process. Gene Ontology annotation, molecular function: pyridoxal phosphate binding; sphinganine-1-phosphate aldolase activity. The transcript is spliced from 9 exons. The record is from RefSeq and is a predicted model, not a curated record. The coding region runs from base 217 to 1848 and encodes 543 amino acids. Gene Ontology annotation, cellular component: endoplasmic reticulum. Lineage: Eukaryota; Metazoa; Arthropoda; Insecta; Hymenoptera; Formicidae.